CACAAGACUACAGUUCCUUUCUUCCCCCCCAAAAAAAAGAAUAAGAUGCUCGGAGAAAGUGGAGAUAACGAAUUGCCUGCAGCGAGCCCGAGGAAAAGCGAGUGAUAAGAUUUACGGUUACAGUCCGUCGUCAUCGCUAAGCGAGCAAGCGGGUAUCGACGACGAAAAACGGUCAAAUGCCCGACCAACGUUUCGGGCUGAACGUGCCUGGUCGCCGAGAAGCCUCGGGCGGCUCACUUUCCCACACCUCUCCGGAUUGACACUGACAGCUUGGUGGAAAGUGAUCACACACUACCUUUGUCUCGGGCCUUCGUCCUUCCCCCUCUACUGACGAGCAACGACAUCUCCUUGACGAUUUCGCGAAUCCACCGAAAACAGGAGAUCUGGUUAUUGACCCGAUAGUGAUAUCGUUACCCCAAUUCAAGAUGUGGUGUGAUAACUGUUUAUUAUUACUGCCAUUGAGGGGUGGGGCCAUUGCUUGGGCUGUCGUUAUCGCGGCGUAUAGCAUUGCCGGCGGUAUCUUCCUCUUGAUAGACGGUCAAUAUUUAUAUUUCACUUAUCCUGAAUGGUACAUUUACGGUGGUAUCGGCCUGGGUGUUGCUGCCGUCGCCAUCAUCAACAUGUUCGCGCUCUCCAACCGAUCAUACAUAUGGACUAGGGUUUGCAAGUUCUUGUGGCCGUUCGUCAUCGUCAUAAGUGCCGUACGGGCUAUGCUGAUGAUCGUUGAGCUUGAGCGAGGUAAGGACAAGAUCCAAUGGGAAUGUGACAAUGGCGGCCAACUGUGGUCUGCUUCUGCGGCUGCAGGAUAUUCGACAUCUACUUCGUUCCCAAGUACAUUCUGCACGUCGGGAUUCUCGAGCUUGUAUACCGCGUUCAUCAUCUCGCUUCUCAUCGAUCUCGGGUUCCAGAUGUACAUGUAUUUUUUGAAUUGGCGCUUUUCGAGGCGGUUGGAGCACUACUCAAAUAUGAAGGGUCCAUUCCACGGGGGUUAUUACAACGCUUAGGCGAUGUAGGUCCCAGACGUUCCUUCCAUUUGGGCUGCGUGCCCGUGUUGGUCAUCUCUCAUCUCGCUCUCCAUCUCGGACCUAUAUAUUAUUGACGUUUAUUUUUUUUAUACUGACGACUGACGAGCUUUACGAUAACUGUAAUGAAUCACGACUGGGAUGGCUUUACCAUUCAGUCCACGACCUUGAUGAGAUGAUGACUUUGUUGUAGUAUCUUGUUUCACAUGUAGUGUUAGCUAUUGCACAUGCCUCGAUGUGA
This is a messenger RNA of Guyanagaster necrorhizus, 1263 nucleotides long. RefSeq lists its product as uncharacterized. The transcript has 9 exons. The record is from RefSeq and is a predicted model, not a curated record. NCBI's taxonomy places the organism in Eukaryota, Fungi, Basidiomycota, Agaricomycetes, Agaricales, Physalacriaceae. Bases 426 to 1004 code for a protein of 192 amino acids.